UUGCUUUCAGUAUGGCGACUACUAUGAAAAGAAGACAUAUUCCUAAUAUGUCUGAAAAACAGGCAGUCAAUUAUUCGCUUUUGGAUAAUGACGACCUGAAAGAAAAGAAUCCUCGAUCACUGCAACCUCAAGUGGUUUAUUCUUCAAACGAGAAUAUUGCAUUUCUUCAAAAGAAUCAACACACACUCAUUACUCUUGGUUUAACACUCUUGUCUUUUUGGACAAGAUUCAGAAAGAUCACGUUGAGUAACCAAGUGGUUUGGGACGAAGCACAUUUUGGCAAAUUUGGAUCACACUAUUUAAAUCAUGAUUUCUAUUUCGAUGUCCAUCCUCCUCUUGGUAAAAUUCUGGUUGGAUUUUCAGGUUGGUUAGCUGGUUAUGAUGGUUCAUUCGGUUUUGAAUCGGGUGCUACUUACCCUGAAAAUCUUAACUAUGGUGUCAUGCGUAUCUUUAACGCGUUCUUUGGCGCCAUGAUGGUUCCCAUUGCUUACCUUACAGCUGUUCAAUUAAAAAUGUCGACUAAAGCCGCUCUCUUGGCUGCCACUAUGGUUUUAUUGGAUAAUGCUUAUUUAACAAUCAGUCGUUUUAUAUUGUUGGACUCAAUGCUUCUUUUCUUUACCUGUACUUCUCUUUAUACACUCACUGUCUUUCAUAAUUUGCGUACCCAGGCAUUUACUCCUCAAUGGUGGACUUGGCUCUGUUUGACUGGUGCAUCCUUGGGCUGUGUUUUGAGUGUGAAAUGGGUUGGUUUGUUUGCUGUUGCUGUUGUUGGUGUCUAUACAAUUGAAGAUCUCUGGAACAUGUGGGGCGAUUUACAAAUGCCCAAGAAAACAUACCUUCACCACUGGAUUUCCCGUGUGCUUGGCUUGAUCAUGAUCCCUGCUUGUAUCUACAUCUUUAGUUUUGUAUUACAUUUCGGUCUCUUGUACAAAAGUGGUCCUGGUGACGCACAAAUGAGUUCUCUUUUCCAAGCUAACUUACAAGGAAACUCCAUGACUGAAAAUCCUCUUGAAAUUGCUUAUGGAUCUCGAUUGACGAUCAAAAAUGCUGGUUAUGGUGGUGGUUUACUUCACUCGCAUGUCCAGACUUACCCUGAAGGUUCUAAACAACAACAAGUGACAUGCUAUCAUCAUAAAGAUGACAACAAUCAUUGGUUGAUUCGCCCUCCUCGAGAGUAUGAUGUGGAUGCCUAUGAAAAUGAGCAAGAUGAAAGCUUUUUACGUUUCAUUCAAGAUGGUGAUAUUGUUCGUCUUCAACAUACUUCCACAGGUCGUAAUUUACAUAGUCAUCCUGUCAAUGCGCCCUUGACGACCUCUCAAUGGGAAGUAAGCUGUUAUGGUAACGAUACUGUAGGCGAUAACCAAGACAAUUGGAAGGUUGAAAUUGUGGAUGAUUUUGUUCAUCACAGCAAGGACCGUGUUCGUUCUUUGACCACACGUUUUCGUCUUCGUCAUGAGCAUUUAGGUUGUCUUUUGACAGCAGACGGUACGACUUUGCCUCAAUGGGGUUUCAAACAAACUGAAGUCUAUUGUGACAAGAACAACAACACAGACAACCCUCAUGCCAUGUGGAACGUAGAAGAACAUUGGAACGAAAAGCUACCUCCUGCUCCACCCAAUGCUUACAAGACCCACUUUUUCCGUGACUUUAUUACAUUGAAUGUGGCCAUGUGGACCUCUAAUAAUGCCUUGACGCCUGAUCCUGACAAGUACGAUAUUCUCUCGUCUGUUCCUUCUGAAUGGCCAUUUGUGACUGUAGGUCUUCGCAUGUGUGGUUGGGGAGAAAACGAUAUCAAAUAUUACUUGUUGGGUAAUCCUGUUGUCUGGUGGCUCUCCAUUGCUUCCAUUGGCGUCUUUUGUCUGACGACUGCUUUUUACAUUGUGCGCAUGCAACGCAAGAUCUUUGACUUGACCCAUGCUGAAUGGGAUCACUUUUUCUAUGCUGGCAAGACUUUGUUCCUUGGAUGGUUCUUUCAUUACAUUCCCUUCUUUAUCAUGGGUCGUGUUACCUACCUGCAUCACUAUUUUCCCGCUCUUUACUUUAGUAUCAUCAUGGUUCCCUUCUUGAUGGAUCAUUUCACUCGUCAAAGUUCAAAGGCCGUUCAGUACGCUGUCUUUGUGCCUGUCUAUCUUGCUGUGAUCUUUACCUUUAUUCAUUUUGCACCUAUUUCUUUCGGUUUGACGGGACCUAUUGAAAACUAUGGUUCUCUUAUCUGGAGAGAUACUUGGAACAUGAUUGAAGAAAAGAAAAACUAACAUAAAUUGCAUUUAAUAAAGUAAAUUGACUAUGUAGAAACAAGCAUUUGAAAUAAAAGUGUCCCUACUUUGGGCCAACCGCCCACAUAAAGA
Gilbertella persicaria is the source of this 2348-nucleotide messenger RNA. Its product is annotated as Dolichyl-phosphate-mannose-protein mannosyltransferase-domain-containing protein. Gene Ontology annotation, molecular function: dolichyl-phosphate-mannose-protein mannosyltransferase activity. Gene Ontology annotation, biological process: protein O-linked glycosylation via mannose. The record is from RefSeq and is a predicted model, not a curated record. The coding region runs from base 12 to 2255 and encodes 747 amino acids. Gene Ontology annotation, cellular component: membrane; endoplasmic reticulum. NCBI's taxonomy places the organism in Eukaryota, Fungi, Mucoromycota, Mucoromycetes, Mucorales, Choanephoraceae. The transcript is spliced from 7 exons.